CCCUGGGCUGGGAAUCCGAGAGCCGACUGCGCUGCUCGGAACUGCCUGGCAACUUCAGUGGGGCGGCUUUACCAGUUUCAGUCCAGGAACUUUUCUUUGCAAAAGAGACGCGGUGCAAGUGGCUCCGGUUUCAUUCUCUGUCUUCCCUUCCUUCUCCUCUCCGAUUCGCCUUCCCCGGGUUUGGAGAGGGCAGCUGAGCACCAGCCACCCGGCACCUCUGCUAAGUGCCGGCCACCGCAGCCCGGUGACGCGCCAACCGCUCCGGGAGCCGCUCGCUCGGCGUCCGCGUCCGGGCAGCUGAGGGAAGAGGAGCCCCAGCCGCCGCGGCUUCUCUCCUUUCCCGGCCACCCGCCCCCUGCCCCGGGCUCGCGUAUGAAUCUCCUGGAUCCCUUCAUGAAGAUGACCGACGAGCAGGAGAAGGGCCUGUCUGGAGCCCCCAGCCCUACCAUGUCCGAGGACUCGGCUGGCUCGCCCUGCCCCUCGGGCUCGGGCUCCGAUACGGAGAACACACGGCCCCAAGAGAACACGUUCCCCAAGGGCGAGCCGGAUCUGAAGAAGGAGAGCGAGGAAGACAAGUUCCCAGUAUGCAUCCGCGAGGCGGUCAGCCAGGUGCUGAAGGGCUACGACUGGACGCUGGUGCCCAUGCCAGUGCGCGUUAAUGGCUCCAGCAAGAACAAGCCACACGUCAAGCGGCCAAUGAAUGCCUUCAUGGUGUGGGCGCAGGCUGCGCGCAGAAAGCUGGCGGACCAGUACCCACAUCUGCACAACGCGGAGCUCAGCAAGACUCUGGGCAAGCUCUGGAGAUUGCUGAACGAGAGCGAGAAGAGACCCUUUGUGGAGGAGGCAGAGCGGCUGCGGGUGCAACACAAGAAAGACCACCCCGAUUACAAGUAUCAGCCGCGGCGGAGAAAGUCGGUGAAGAACGGGCAGGCGGAGGCCGAGGAGGCUACCGAACAGACUCACAUCUCUCCUAACGCCAUCUUCAAGGCGCUGCAAGCCGACUCCCCACACUCCUCCUCUGGUAUGAGUGAGGUGCACUCCCCGGGCGAGCACUCUGGGCAAUCUCAGGGUCCACCGACCCCACCCACCACUCCCAAAACCGACGUACAAGCUGGCAAAGUAGACCUGAAAAGAGAGGGGCGCCCUCUGGCAGAGGGGGGCAGACAGCCCCCCAUUGACUUCCGCGACGUGGACAUCGGUGAGCUGAGCAGCGACGUCAUCUCCAACAUCGAGACCUUCGACGUCAAUGAGUUUGACCAAUAUCUGCCGCCCAACGGCCACCCAGGGGUGCCGGCCACACACGGCCAGGUCACCUACACCGGCAGCUAUGGCAUCAGCAGCACCGCCGCCACUCCGGCGACCGCGGGCCAUGUGUGGAUGUCAAAGCAGCAGGCGCCACCCCCACCGCAGCAACAGCCUCCGCAGGCCCCGCAAGCCCCACAGGCGCCUCCUCAGCAGCAGGCACCCCCGCAGCAGCAGCAGGCACCCCAGCAGCAGCAGGCACACACGCUCACGACCCUGAGCAGCGAGCCGGGCCAGUCUCAGCGAACACACAUCAAGACGGAGCAGCUGAGCCCCAGCCACUACAGCGAGCAGCAGCAGCACUCCCCGCAGCAGAUUGCCUACAGCCCCUUCAACCUUCCGCACUACAGCCCCUCCUACCCACCCAUCACGCGCUCGCAGUACGACUACACAGACCACCAGAACUCCGGCUCCUACUACAGCCACGCAGCGGGCCAGGGUUCUGGGCUGUACUCCACCUUCACCUACAUGAACCCAGCGCAGCGUCCCAUGUAUACACCCAUCGCUGACACCUCCGGGGUCCCUUCCAUCCCUCAGACCCACAGCCCGCAGCACUGGGAACAACCCGUCUACACACAGCUCACCAGACCCUGAGGAGACCUUGAAGAGCAAUGGUGAUGGAGCUGAUCAAUUAAAAAAAAAAGAAAUAG
This is a messenger RNA of Acomys russatus (golden spiny mouse), 1952 nucleotides long. It is a transcript of the gene Sox9, whose product is annotated as SRY-box transcription factor 9. Gene Ontology annotation, molecular function: DNA-binding transcription factor activity, RNA polymerase II-specific; RNA polymerase II cis-regulatory region sequence-specific DNA binding. The record is from RefSeq and is a predicted model, not a curated record. Bases 373 to 1896 code for a protein of 507 amino acids. The transcript has 3 exons. Gene Ontology annotation, cellular component: nucleus. NCBI's taxonomy places the organism in Eukaryota, Metazoa, Chordata, Mammalia, Rodentia, Muridae. Gene Ontology annotation, biological process: oligodendrocyte differentiation; negative regulation of transcription by RNA polymerase II; chondrocyte differentiation.